CUUACUGAGUGAGUCGCUUUGGUGUAGUCUUCGCAGACACUGACCUCGCAGACCCACGACGCCAUUGUUCAACUCUCGUAGCUCUCCGUUCAACUCGUCCCUCUAGGGUUCCCACCAUCUCCACUCCUCCUCCUCCUCCACCCCCUCAUGAGGACCCAUCUCCUCUUCCUCCUCUCCCUCCUCCUCGUCCUCCUUUGGAGCCCCGGCUCCGUCCGCUCUUGGAAGAAGGAGGAGUUCCGGAACUGCAACCAGACCCCGUUCUGCAAGCGCGCCCGCGGCCGGAAGCCCGGUUCCUGCGCCCUCGUCGCCACCCACGUCUCCGUCUCCGGCGGCGAUCUCGUCGCCAAGCUCGCCCCCAGAGAACCGGACCCAGAUCGCGAGGAUCAAGAGCCGGUCAAGCCCCUCGCCCUGACCCUCUCCGUUUACCGGGAUGGCGUGUUGAGGGUCAAGAUUGACGAGGACCCAUCUCUCGAAUCCCCCAAGAAACGGUUCCAGGUCCCCGAUGUGGUCGUCCCCGGGUUCGAGUCCGAGAAGCUCUGGCUGCAGAGGCUCUCCACGGAGAAGGUCGGCGGCGACGAGCAUCUCUCGUCGAUCGUGUUCCUGUCGGAUGACCACGAGGGGGUGGUCCGUCACGACCCUUUCGAGGUUUAUGUUCGCGAGAGAUCGAGUGGGGAUCGCGUGUUGUCUUUGAAUUCCCAUGGCUUGCUCGACUUCGAGCAGUUGAGGGCGAAGAAAGAAGGGGAGGAGUGGGAAGAGAGGUUCAGGUCCCAUACGGAUACUAGGCCUUAUGGUCCUCAAUCCAUUAGCUUCGAUGUUUCGUUCUAUGGGGCUGACUUUGUUUACGGUAUUCCCGAGCACGCCACUAGUCUGGCCUUGAAACCGACCAGAGGACCCGGGAUCGAGCACUCGGAGCCGUAUAGGUUGUUUAAUUUGGAUGUGUUUGAGUUCGUGCAUGAAUCUCCCUUUGGGCUUUAUGGGUCGAUUCCCUUCAUGAUUUCCCAUGGGAAGGCGAGAGGGUCUUCCGGGUUCUUUUGGUUGAAUGCGGCCGAGAUGCAGAUUGAUGUUCUCGGUGAGGGGUGGGAUGCUGAUUCCGGGAUUGCGCUGCCUUCGUCGCAGAAGCGGGUGGAUACUUUUUGGAUGAGCGAGGCUGGGAUCGUGGAUGCUUUCUUUUUCAUUGGUCCAGGGCCUAAGGAUGUCGUGAAGCGAUAUGUUAGUGUGACGGGUAUGCCUGCAAUGCCUCAGCUGUUUGCCACAGCUUAUCACCAGUCUAGAUGGAACUACAGGGAUGAGGAGGAUGUUGAGAACGUGCAUUCCAAAUUCGAUGAGCAUGACAUCCCUUGUGAUGUUCUUUGGCUCGAUAUUGACCACACAGACGGCAGGAGGUACUUCACCUGGGAUAAGGUGUCUUUCCCUCAUCCCGAGGAGAUGCAACGGAAGCUAGCUGCAAAGGGUAGGCACCUGGUGACAAUUGUGGAUCCUCAUAUCAAGCGUGACGGGUCAUACUUCAUACACAAGGAGGCCUCCAAGAAUGGCUAUUAUAUCAAGGAUGCCUCCGGAAACGAUUUUGAUGGUUGGUGUUGGCCCGGUUCAUCAUCAUACCUUGAUAUGCUAAAUCCGGAAAUCAGAUCAUGGUGGGCCGACAGGUUCUCAUUUGAAAACUAUGUCGGCUCAACACCUUCGCUGUACAUAUGGAAUGACAUGAAUGAGCCUUCUGUUUUUAACGGUCCUGAGCUGACGAUGCCAAGAGAUGCUUUACACUAUGGAGGUGUGGAACAUCGAGAACUGCAUAAUGCCAAUGGUCUUUAUUUCCACAUGGCAACAUCUGAUGGGCUCUUAAAGCGAGGAAAUGGAAAUGACAGGCCUUUUGUUCUUGCCAGAGCUUUUUUUGCCGGAAGUCAAAGGUAUGGAGCAAUCUGGACUGGAGAUAAUACAGCAGAUUGGGAUCAGCUCAGGGUUUCAGUUCCCAUGGUUUUGGCUCUCGGUCUCACUGGAAUUUCAUUCACUGGUGCGGAUGUUAGUGGUUAUUUUGGCAACCCUGAACCUGAGUUAUUUGUCCGCUGGUAUCAACUUGCUGCGUACUAUCCUUUCUUCAGGGGGCAUGCCCAUCAGGACACGAAAAGACGGGAACCUUGGUCGUUUGGAGAGCGCAAUACUGAACUGGUGAGAGAUGCCAUACGCACACGCUACAUGCUGCUCCCAUUCUUUUACACAUUGUUCAGAGAAGCGAACGUCACUGGUGUUCCAGUGCUACGCCCUCUGUGGAUGGAGUUCCCUUUUGAUGAAGCUACUUUUGACAAAGACGAGGCAUUCAUGGUGGGAAAUAGUCUGUUGGUCCAAGGCAUCUUCACCGAGCGUGCCAAACAUGUAUCAGUAUAUUUGCCGGGGAAAGAGUCUUGGUAUGACCUAAGAACUGGGACAGCAUACCUGGGCAGUAAAACUCACAAGCUGGAAGCUUCAGAAGACCAUGUUCCGGCUUUCCAGAGGGCUGGAACCAUCAUACCACGAAGAGAUCGGUUUCGUCGUAGCACCACACAGAUGGUGAAUGAUCCUUACACUCUGGUAAUAGCUCUGAAUAGUUCCCAAGCAGCCGAAGGCGAACUCUAUAUUGAUGAUGGGAAAAGCUUUGAAUUCAAGCAUGGGGCAUACAUUCACCGGCGAUUUGUUUUCACUGAGGGCAAACUUACAUCACUUAACAUGGCACCUGCUACCUCUGGUAAUCUUCCAUUUAAAUCAGAGUGCAUAAUCGGGCGGAUCAUACUUCUUGGACAUGCUGGUGGGCCAAAGAAUGCUCUCAUCGAGCCAGGAAAUCUAAAGGCCCAGAUUGAAUUCGGGCCCCUUCUGCUUCAAGGAAGAAGCAGCUCUGGUGUUUUGACCAUACGGAAACCUGGCAUCCGAAUUGCAGAUGAUUGGACAAUAAAAGUUUUGUAAGAGCAUACCUGUCGUCCUUUCCAUGUUCAGCUAUAAAUGCUGGGUUUCUUUUCUUUAAAAUUUUUUCUUAUGAUUGCACAACAAGCACUCUCCCUUUCCUUUUGCAGAGUUCGCAAAUUGGGCAAAUGGAACUAGCAACUUGGUUGGUUUUGUUACUGAGAAGUAGGAACCGGAAUUCCAGGAUUGCUCGAAGAUGACCUGAAUCACUAUGCAACAGAAAGUCAUCUGUCUGGUUAUUUUUCAGUCAAUUUUUGUUCUGCUUACUCAUUCUCUCUGGAAGAGUGAAUGACAGUGAGGAAUGUUGAUACGAAUUUACAAUUUGAGGAUUGUACUAGAUUAACUGUUCAGUUAUCAGAUUACUGUAAGAGAAGCGAUAGAGAGAUGGUUAGACCAUUACUCAGUAUUGGAAAGUCGCUAGCAGAAAUUUCAGUUCAUAGAGUCUAGUCAA
Syzygium oleosum is the source of this 3376-nucleotide messenger RNA. RefSeq names its product probable glucan 1,3-alpha-glucosidase. The record is from RefSeq and is a predicted model, not a curated record. The transcript has 7 exons. Gene Ontology annotation, biological process: N-glycan processing; carbohydrate metabolic process. Lineage: Eukaryota; Viridiplantae; Streptophyta; Magnoliopsida; Myrtales; Myrtaceae. Bases 148 to 2928 code for a protein of 926 amino acids. Gene Ontology annotation, molecular function: carbohydrate binding; alpha-glucosidase activity.